Molecule: messenger RNA, 769 nt
Organism: Sclerotinia trifoliorum
Lineage: Eukaryota; Fungi; Ascomycota; Leotiomycetes; Helotiales; Sclerotiniaceae
Source: the annotation of a GenBank genome assembly
UUGCGAUUUGACCUUGGAAGGUUAUUGUAAGCGAGGAUUAUCCUGUGGGCGCAAAGGGCGUGUAUUUUUAAAAAAAAUCAGACCAAAGUAUGUUCGGGGAUGCCGGAAAGUUGUAUCUCCAUCUUAGACAAUUGCAAGGUGGUACGGUUAGGCCAGGGAAGUUUCGUAAAGUCCAUGUACUUGUUCAUUUGCAGUAAUUGGAACUUCCAGCCCUUGGUCCCUUGCUGACAUGUGUUUCCCACAUGGUUUUUAUCUCAAACGUCUGCGCAGCAGUGUAUUCGCCCGUAGUUGCAUGGGCUCGAGGCCUCAAAUGCAGGUGACCUUGAGAAGAGGGUUGAAGUUGGUCGAAUGGGACGAUCUAUAUCCAAAAACGGUUUCGGUUCGAAAUAUUAGGGUCGUAUCGGCGGGCACAUAUUGAACGUUUGUGCCACCGAGUUCUUCUACCCGAUCCGAAUAAGUUUAAAGGUGCCGCAACUCGACACGGAUGGCACAGCAGUUUUAGUCUAUAUCACAUCCAUUAUUGCAUUUCUUAAGCGCCUUGAUAAUACGUUCAAUGGUUUGGAUGCUUGGCACGGACCUAAGGUGAUGAAGGAAGGUGUUGAUGCAAAGAUCAACUGAUUAAUUGUCCUGCUUCCAGUGACAGACAUGAUACUCCCCAUCCUCAGACAUCCUGGGACCUACGAUAUCCGAAAGAAGAAUGUCGACAUGCUAAAAGAUUACGACGGGGUUUUGAAUGGUAGGUUUUGGGGGGAUGAACCAAGAGCUGAAA